UGUGCUGGCGUCAGCUCCCCGACGCGCAGCCCCCUCCCCCUGCGCCUCUGAUUGGCUGUCGGCGGCCUGGGCGGGUUCUCGGCAGCCAAUGAGAAGGUCAGAAACCCGUGUCUGUCCGGGCCGUCGGAAUCCAGCCCUGUCGCAACGCCGUGCGGAGCCCGAGAAUUACCUAUCUUGCCUCACCUUUUCCACCUUUGUACACAGUGAAUUAGGAAAAGCGACCGAGUUAUCGCCAUCGCCUCCUGCGGUAAACUUCGAACCGGUUGAGAACGGGGACCGACUGUGGUCCUCGCUCACCAGGGCGCUAGAGAACACACGCGCCCAAGAACGGUGCAAACUUGGUGGAGGCCACACGUUACAUCAGACGUUAAGAGUUAUUUACUGAGGGCCUCUGAGCGCCAAGCACUGAGUGGAAGCCACACAUUUGUUGUUAUCAAUUCAACAAGCUUUCACGGAGCGUGUGCUGUGUGCAGGUUUGGGGGCGGGGGCGGUGCCGUGGGGCAUACGCAAAAAUCUCUCUCUCUUUCUGUCUUCAAAGCAUCCCAUCUCCCAGCCAGCAUGUUUAACUACGAUCUGCGUUCCCACUCUUCAUUUUACAGCCAAGGAGACAGACCCAGCAAAGAAACUUGUCCUAACAUGCGCAGUCAGGCUGGAAACGCACAGUGUAGACGGAGAAACAGCGUCUGUCAGCUUCCAUCCUACAAAGAGAGAGAGUGCACAUGGGGGAGAGGGGCAGAGGGAAAGAGAGAGGGAGAAAAUCCCAAGCAGGCUUCGCACCGAGCAUGUCUCAAUCCCCCGACCCCGGGAUCACAACCUGAGCUAAAAUCAAGACUUGGACCAACCAAACCACCCAGCCACUCUACAUUAUUUUUUUUAAUACUUGCCCAAACUGAGCUGAGCCAGGGGAAGUAGCUGCACUGGGUCCCUCUGCAUCCCAGAGUUUGCGGGACCAAGGAUGGGCCUGCCCCCUAAGAUCCAGAUGUGAGCCAGCAUGAAGACAGCGUCAACAAGGAGUCAUCUAGAUCCCGCCUAAGAGAGCCAACUGCAUGGACCAUAUCUUCAGUUACCGAAUGGAGACUGUGCCUUCAAACGACCCUAGGACUGAAUGUCACCGAAGAGAGAGCAGAAAGCUCUGGGUCUACUGGAUUUUUACCCGGAGAGGGGAAUAAUUCCCACCAUGAGUAAAUGGUAAAGGAAUGGCGAGAGGGGAACAAAAAUGAAGUUGCGUUCGAUUACCGUCAGAGUUGUGCUUGUUCAAAACAUUUUGGACAAAGACCCUCAGCCCGCGAGGAGGGUGCACAAUACGAGGGCUCUCGGAAGCCCUCCUUCUCUGCAGGGCCUGUGGCGCCCCCAGCCCUCUGUACGUGACCAACCACCUGAGCAGCUCGGUGGGGCUACAGGCCUCAAGUCCUCACAGUAAAUGAAGAAGCUGGGGGGGAGAGCACGUGACCUCGCCCGGUGUCACUUGAGCAGUAAGAGGUGGCAGGACAGCCGAGGCAGGUCUAUAUUUGGGCUUUCACUCACGGCAGGCGUUGCUAUUUGCAGUGGGAGUCAGCUCAUGUUACCCGGCUUGCAGAGUCCCCGCUGUAAAACAGGGCCUUCAGGCACGCAGAGGUCACCCGGAGGGAAAUCCUGUCCCCACUGAAGGCAGAGCAGUUUUCUAGCCCUUCCCCGGAGUCCUCAGAGGUAAAAAAAAGAAGAACUACGGACCCUUAAAUCAGCAGGACCCAGGACACCCACUAGGAGGCGCGCGCGCGAGGAACUCUGUGGGUGCAGAGGCGCGAUGGACGGGGAGGCUGGGGGGGCGCCCGAGGUGCACAGGUCCCCGGCUCCCAGGGACUUCCACUUCUGUCCCACGGAUCUGUAUGACUCCGAAGGCCGGCUGCGGCUCUUCCCAGAAGAACACACGCGGACGGGAAGACAAGUCCCCGCCGAAAUGACCAGCGAGCCCGGGGGGGCGGCCCCAGGUAAGGCCCAGAGCGACCUGGAGGAGGAGGUGCAGGAGCUUGUGGAUUUGUACGCGCUUGGAGGUGGUGGCGAGUGGGGCGCGGAGCUCGUGGAUGGAAGCGCGCCGCGCGUGGAGGUCUCGGAACCCCGGCUGCACCUGUCCCCGGCGGGGGCGCAGAGGGACUGGCGGCUGGGCGCCGAGGCCGAGGACCCGGGCUGCUUGGGCUGGGGCGCGGCCGGCCAGGACCUGCGGGAAGCCUACAGGUACGCGCACGGCCGGGCCAGCGAGGAGUACGAGUGCUACGUCAUCCCCGAGGAGGAGGACGAGGACGAAGCCGCCCUGGUCUUCUGUGUCACUUGCAAAGCCCCAGUAAGGGCGUGCGAGGUUUCGGAUGCGCACGGAGAGCAUGAGGUGACCCCCCUCAGCAAGGCCCUGGAAAGCGCCAAGGACGAAAUUCACAAAAACAUGUUCAAACUGGAAAAGCAGAUUCUCGAGAUGGAGAAUUUUGCAAAUCACUUGGAGGAGGUUUUCAUCACCGUGGAGGAGAACUUUGGAAGACAGGAACAAAAUUUUGAGUCACAUUUCAAUGAGAUUUUGGAAACACUUGCUCAAAAAUAUGAAGACAAAAUACAAGCUCUCGGAGAGAAAAAGAAAGCGAAGUUGGAAGCCUUGUAUGGACAACUGGUCAGCUGUGGGGAAAACCUUGAUACCUGUAAGGAACUCAUGGAAACCAUAGAGGAGAUGUGUCACGAAGAGAAGGUCGACUUCAUAAAGGAUGCUGUGGCUAUGGCUGACAGACUGGGAAAAUUCUUGAAUACAGAAACAGACGUGGAAAUCUCUGCGCAGCCUGACUUUGAAGACCAGACCUUGGACUUCUCUGAUGUGGAGCAGCUAAUGGGCUCCAUUAACACCAUCCCAGCUCCUUCUGCUCCAGUGAUAAACCCACAGGCCCCCAACUCGGCCACGGGCUCCUCUGUCCGCGUGUGCUGGAGUUUGUACUCUGACGACACGGUGGAGAGCUAUCUGCUGUCCUACCGGCCGGUGCAGGACGGCUCGCCUGGGAAGGACCAAGCAGAGUUUACAAUGACUGUCAAAGAAACAUAUUGCUCAGUGAGAAAUCUUGUGCCAAACACCCAGUAUGAAUUUUGGGUCACAGCUCAGAACAGGGCCGGCCGCAGCCCCGCCAGUGAGCGUGCAGUGUACAUGACAGCCCCCUCCCCUCCCGUUAUAAAAAGCAAAGAGAUACGGAGCUGCGAAGAGGCUGCACUGAUUUGCUGGGAGUCUGGGAACCUGAAUCCCGUGGACUCGUACACGGUGGAGCUGACCCAGGCGGAAAGUCCUGAAGCCUCGGGAGUAACUGAGUCGGUCGUGGGCAUCCCGACCCGCGAGGCCUUGGUGCAGCUGCAGCCCAGGCAGCGCUAUACCAUCUACGUGCGAGCCCUCAGUGUGGGGGGCCCCAGUGCAAGGAGCGACCCCGUGACCGUCUACACCACAGGCAGCUUCUUCCACCUGAACCAGCACACCUGCCAUCCCGGGCUGACCAUUUCUGAAGAUGGGUUUACGGUCGUGCGGAGCGAAAGGAAAACCCCAGCAAAGGAGCCGCUCCCUGGCAACACCCGGUUUACCAGGUGUGUUGCCGUCAUGGGGAAUCUCAUUCCAAUCCGAGGGCGCCAUUACUGGGAGGUGGAGGUGGACGAGAGGUCCCACUACACGGUGGGUGUGGCCUUUGAAGAUGUCCCUAAACAAGAGGACCUGGGAGCAAACUGCCUGUCUUGGUGCAUGAGGCACAGACUUGCAUCAUCACGGCAUAAGUAUGAGUUCCUGCACAACGGGACGACUCCAGAUAUAAGAAUAACUGUCUCCCCGAGGAAGAUCGGCAUUCUGCUAGACUAUGAAAAUUCAAAAUUGUCAUUUUUCAAUGCGGACAUUUCUCAGCAUCUGUACACGUUUAGUUGUCAGCUUCACCAAUUUGUGCAUCCCUGUUUUUCUUUGGAAAAGCCUGGGUGUCUGAAGAUACAUAAUGGCAUUUCAAUGCCAAAGCACGUCACUUUCUACUAGACCAUUCUGAUGCCAGCUCCCUCUCUUCUGUACCCACCCCUCUCAACCGGCCACCCCUCAGCUGGUUGAACUUGGCGUUCAAGCACAGGUUUCUAGCCCUGCGCACUGCCACCUGUAUGAUGUUAGGUUAGUCAUUACCAGGCGCGGCUGUAAAAUGAGGGCUCAGACAAAAUGAACUCCAGGCCUUUCAGGUGGUCAAACUGUAUCGGUCUGUUUGUUUAUAUGCAAAGUAUCUGAAAGUCCAAGGCCUACAGAGCGUGGGGGCAGGGGCAAGGGAGGGAAGAGAUACAUAAGUACUAGUGGCCUCGGCACACCCGGGACAUCUCGCGAGUCAGCCGGGAACAGACUCCAGAAGGCAAGAGGCUGUCCACAGAGAACCAGGGAAGCCACGCGCCUUCUGUUUUCCCGGGAGUUAAUGGCACUGUGAUGCGGUUUCUGGCACUGAGCACGCUGUCACACCUGUUCCCCUUGUUCACAGCACUUACCCCACUCAAACUUUGAAAUGACCUCUACCGUGCGCCCUUCCAUGAAGGCAGGGACAGUGUCUGUCUUGUUCAUCCUUAGGGACAUCAUUCGGUCCCUAAGGACUAACGUGUAACAAACGGUACACACCAAAUACUGAAUAAAUUAGUAUCUUCCUCAUCC
Messenger RNA from Leopardus geoffroyi (Geoffroy's cat), 4651 nucleotides. It is a transcript of the gene FSD2, whose product is annotated as fibronectin type III and SPRY domain containing 2. The transcript is spliced from 16 exons. NCBI's taxonomy places the organism in Eukaryota, Metazoa, Chordata, Mammalia, Carnivora, Felidae. The record is from RefSeq and is a predicted model, not a curated record. Gene Ontology annotation, molecular function: protein binding. Bases 1784 to 4006 code for a protein of 740 amino acids.